Nyctereutes procyonoides (raccoon dog) is the source of this 6052-nucleotide messenger RNA. RefSeq names its product high density lipoprotein binding protein (gene HDLBP). Gene Ontology annotation, molecular function: mRNA binding. Lineage: Eukaryota; Metazoa; Chordata; Mammalia; Carnivora; Canidae. The transcript is spliced from 28 exons. Bases 256 to 4062 code for a protein of 1268 amino acids. Gene Ontology annotation, cellular component: cytoplasm; nucleus. The record is from RefSeq and is a predicted model, not a curated record.
GCCCCUCCCACGGCGGUUGGCCAUAUAGAGGCUGGGGGCGGGGGGAGGUCAAGCGGAGCCUCUUCUCCUUUACCAAGAUGGCGGCCCGUCCCUGCUCCGCCACGGCGCCCACCUUAUGAGCUCGGCUUCCUUGCGCGGACCGGAGCGGAACAGCACAAACUGGCAGGCUGGCACUCACCGCCUGAGGACGGACUCUCUGGCUACUGACCCUUUUGCUGUGGCUCACCCGGAUUGUGUGUAGGCGCGAGAUCCACCAUGAGCUCCGUUGCAGUUUUGACCCAAGAGAGCUUUGCUGAACACCGAAGUGGGCUGGUUCCGCAACAGAUCAAAGUUGCUACUUUAAAUUCGGAAGAGGAGAGCGACCCUCCAACCUACAAAGAUGCCUUUCCUCCGCUCCCAGAGAAAUCAGCUUGCUUGGAGAACGCCCAGGAGCCUGCUGGCGCCUGGAGUAACAAGAUCCGGCCCAUCAAAGCUUCCGUCAUCACUCAGGUGUUCCAUGUACCCCUGGAAGAGAGAAAAUACAAGGACAUGAACCAAUUUGGAGAAGGUGAGCAAGCAAAAAUCUGCCUAGAGAUCAUGCAGAGGACCGGUGCCCACCUGGAGCUGUCUCUCGCCAAAGACCAGGGCCUCUCCAUCAUGGUGUCAGGGAAGCUGGACGCUGUCAUGAAAGCCCGGAAGGACAUUGUCGCUAGGCUGCAGACUCAGGCCUCAGCGACUGUUGCCAUUCCCAAAGAGCACCACCGCUUUGUUAUUGGCAAAAAUGGAGAGAAGCUGCAAGACCUGGAGCUGAAAACUGCAACCAAAAUUCAGAUCCCGCGCCCAGAUGACGCCAGCAAUCAGAUCCGGAUCACCGGCACCAAAGAAGGCAUCGAGAAAGCUCGCCACGAGGUCCUGCUCAUCUCUGCUGAGCAGGACAAACGUGCUGUCGAGAGGCUGGAGGUGGAGAAAGCAUUCCACCCUUUCAUCGCCGGGCCUUAUAACCGACUCGUCGGUGAGAUCAUGCAGGAGACAGGGACACGCAUCAACAUCCCCCCGCCCAGCGUCAACCGGACAGAAAUCGUCUUCACUGGAGAGAAGGAGCAGUUGGCUCAGGCUGUGGCUCGCAUCAAGAAGAUUUAUGAGGAGAAGAAAAAGAAGACCACCACCAUCGCUGUGGAGGUGAAGAAAUCCCAGCACAAGUAUGUCAUCGGGCCCAAAGGCAAUUCGUUACAGGAGAUCCUGGAAAGAACAGGAGUUUCGGUGGAGAUCCCACCCUCAGAUAGCAUCUCGGAGACUGUGAUACUGCGAGGCGAGCCUGAAAAGCUAGGGCAGGCCCUGACUGAAGUCUAUGCCAAGGCCAACAGUUUUACGGUGUCCUCCGUCUCUGCUCCUUCCUGGCUUCACCGAUUCAUCAUUGGCAAGAAAGGGCAGAACCUGGCCAAAAUCACUCAGCAGAUGCCCAAGGUUCACAUUGAGUUCACAGAGGGUGAGGACAAGAUCACCCUGGAAGGCCCCACAGAGGAUGUAAACGUGGCUCAGGAACAGAUCGAAGCCAUGGUCAAAGACUUGAUCAACCGGAUGGACUACGUAGAGAUCAACGUGGACCACAAGUUCCACAGACACCUCAUCGGGAAGAGUGGGGCCAACAUAAACAGAAUCAAAGACCAGUACAAGGUGUCGGUGCGCAUCCCUCCUGACAGUGAGAAGAGCAACCUGAUUCGCAUCGAGGGGGACCCACAGGGUGUGCAGCAGGCCAAGCGGGAGCUGCUGGAGCUCGCCUCUCGAAUGGAAAACGAGCGCACCAAGGACCUGAUCAUUGAGCAGAGAUUCCAUCGCACAAUCAUUGGGCAGAAGGGUGAACGGAUCCGUGAAAUUCGUGACAAAUUCCCAGAGGUUAUCAUCAACUUUCCAGACCCAGCACAAAAAAGUGAUAUUGUUCAACUCAGAGGGCCCAAGAAUGAGGUGGAAAAAUGCACAAAAUACAUGCAGAAGAUGGUGGCAGAUCUGGUGGAAAAUAGCUAUUCAAUUUCUGUUCCGAUCUUCAAACAAUUUCACAAGAACAUCAUUGGGAAAGGAGGCGCAAACAUUAAGAAGAUUCGGGAAGAAAGCAACACUAAGAUUGACCUUCCAGCUGAGAACAGCAAUUCAGAGACCAUUAUCAUCACAGGCAAGCGGGCCAACUGUGAGGCCGCCCGGAGCCGCAUCCUGUCCAUCCAAAAAGACCUGGCCAACAUAGCUGAGCUGGAGGUCUCGAUUCCUGCCAAGCUGCAUAACUCCCUCAUCGGCACGAAGGGCCGCUUGAUCCGCUCCAUCAUGGAGGAGUGCGGCGGGGUGCACAUUCACUUCCCUGUGGAGGGCUCGGGAAGUGACACGGUUGUCAUCAGGGGCCCCGCCUCGGACGUGGAGAAGGCCAAGAAGCAGCUCCUGCACCUGGCCGAGGAAAAGCAAACCAAGAGCUUCACCGUUGACAUCCGCGCGAAGCCAGAAUACCACAAGUUCCUCAUUGGCAAAGGGGGCGGCAAGAUCCGCAAGGUACGUGACAACACUGGAGCCCGCAUCAUAUUCCCGACGGCCGAGGACAAGGACCAGGACCUCAUCACCAUCAUAGGGAAGGAGGACGCUGUCAGGGAGGCCCAGAAGGAGCUGGAGGCCCUCAUUCAGAACCUGGACAACGUGGUGGAAGACUGCAUGCUAGUGGACCCCAAGCACCACCGCCAUUUUGUCAUCCGGAGAGGCCAGGUCUUGCGGGAGAUCGCCGAAGAGUAUGGUGGGGUGAUGGUGAGCUUCCCGCGCUCUGGCACACAGAGCGAUAAAGUCACCCUCAAGGGUGCCAAGGACUGUGUGGAGGCGGCCAAGAAGCGCAUCCAGGAGAUCAUUGAGGACCUGGAAGCCCAGGUGACCAUAGAAUGUGCCAUACCCCAGAAGUUUCAUCGCUCUGUCAUGGGGCCCAAAGGUUCCAGAAUCCAGCAGAUUACUCGGGACUAUAAUGUUCAGAUUAAGUUCCCAGACAGAGAGGAGAACCCAGUUCACAGCGUCGAGCCGCCAGUCCAGGAGAACGGUGACGAUGCCGGAGACGGGAGGGAUGCCAAAGAGGCCGACCCUGGCUCCCCUAGGAGGUGCGACAUCAUCAUCAUCUCUGGCCGGAAAGAAAAGUGUGAGGCCGCCAAGGAAGCCCUUGAGGCGCUGGUUCCUGUCACCAUCGAAGUGGAGGUGCCCUUUGACCUUCACCGGUACAUCAUUGGGCAGAAGGGGAGCGGGAUCCGAAAGAUGAUGGACGAGUUCGAGGUGAACAUCCACGUGCCGGCGCCGGAACUGCAGUCCGACAUCAUCGCCAUCACCGGCCUCGCCGCCAAUUUGGACCGGGCCAAGGCUGGGUUGCUGGAGCGCGUGAAGGAGCUGCAGGCCGAGCAGGAAGACCGGGCUUUAAGGAGCUUUAAACUGAGCGUCACGGUGGACCCCAAAUACCAUCCCAAAAUUAUUGGGAGAAAAGGGGCGGUGAUUACGCAGAUCCGCUUGGAGCAUGACGUGAACAUCCAGUUUCCCGAUAAGGACGAUGGGAGCCAGCCCCAGGACCAAAUUACGAUCACAGGGUAUGAAAAGAACACGGAAGCUGCCCGGGACGCCAUUUUGAAAAUUGUGGGUGAACUUGAACAGAUGGUUUCUGAGGACGUCCCGCUGGACCACCGCGUUCACGCCCGCAUCAUUGGCGCCCGCGGCAAAGCCAUCCGCAAGAUCAUGGAUGAGUUCAAGGUGGACAUUCGCUUCCCGCAGACUGGAGCCCCAGACCCCAACUGUGUCACCGUGACGGGGCUCCCAGAGAACGUGGAAGAAGCCAUCGAUCACAUCCUCAACCUAGAGGAGGAAUAUCUGGCCGACGUGGUGGACAGCGAGUCACUGCAGGUGUACAUGAAGCCACCGGCCCACGAGGAGUCCAAGGCACCAUCCAAGGGCUUUGUGGUGCGGGACGCUCCCUGGACCGCUAACAGCAGCGAGAAGGCUCCGGAUAUGAGCAGCUCUGAAGAGUUUCCUAGCUUUGGGGCUCAGGUGGCCCCCAAGACCCUCCCAUGGGGCCCCAAACGAUAAUGAUCAAAAAGCAGAAUUCUCUCCAGCCUGCUGACCCAAACCCCACCACACAUGGUUUGUUUCGAUCCGACCCAGCGGCUGGACCCUCCAUACAUUGACGCUUCCCCCUCCCCGAGGUCUCGCAGUGAAGCCGGGCGCGCCAGCACCGCGCGUGCGCUCAGGAUCUGCUCCCUGGCGCCUUUGCUCUGGGGCGGCUCUCCACUGUUGCGAACACUAGCAGAGGUAAUUGGACAUUUCCCGAUAAGCGUCCUGGCUCAUCCAGCAUGUCAGUAAGGCUCGGGCCUCCACGAUGAGAGCUGCACAGCUGUGGCUGAGUCUACUUCCUGUGUCAUGACCUCAGGAAAUAAAUUUCCUUGACUUUAUAAAAGCCAAAAUGUUUGCCCUCUUCCUUUCCCGCUGCCUUUCCUCCCUCUGCCUGCCGUCCAGACCCUCCUUGUUGAAGGCAGUCCACCUUCCAGCUGCCAAAAAGCCCUCUUAGCGCAGACGCAGGGUGGGGAGGAAGACCAGUGUGCACGCUGGGAGCGCCCACACCCAAAGGAGAGCCGCAGAGGGUGACCCAGGUUCUCGGGCGGUCGUGGCUUUACACGCGUUGGGGCCUGAAAGCACCAAGUGUCUCCGCCCCUGCACCACACGGCACCGGAGACCCCAAGCCUGGUGAGCGACGCCUGGAGGCGGGUCUGCCGUGGCUGCCACGGUGGCCCCGUUGGCCCGAGGGACACGGGGACACGGCGGGGUGGCCCCCAGGGCAGAGGCGCAGCCCCGGCUGCUCCCUCGGGCCCACCCGCACACAUGCCAGGGGGCAGUCCCCUCCCUCCUACCUCAGCCCGCGCGGCGCGGUCCCCAGCACUCCGCCUCUCGGCUUAGCGGUUCUUGCUGGCGGCAGGUCGGCUGCGCGCUGGGGCCCCCGGGCUGCCCUCGGACUCGCGCCCCGUGCCGUGAGCGGCUCCCGGGACGUGGCUCGGAGAGGCAGGCUGCGUGGCCCCGGGGCAGAGAGGUGCCCCGUCGGCGGGGCUGGAGGAGCGGGUGCGGACCUGGGAGGCUCUGCCCUUCGGGGCUGCGCGGCGGGCGAUGGUGGGGUCACACCUGUGCCCCGAGGCCACUGUGUCCACUCAGAGAGGAGAGGCCCGGGCAGCGCCGAGGCGCUCGUGUGCCCUGUCGUGUGGGAAGGACGACAGGCCGUCUGCCCGGGCCUUGUCACAUUGUCCCCCCCCCCCCCGCGGUGCUGGCGUUCCCGGCACACAGGCUGCGCCGCAGCCACGCCCCGACCCUGACGUGGAGCAGACGGACAGCUGCUUGACAGGUGUCCCUCGAGUGUGUCCACGGGGCCCGCCGGCCUGCAGAGCGUGUCUCUGGAUUGGCAGGGGGGGCGGGGGGGGGACAGGGCGGGCGCUGCCGGGCUCUUCCCCGGAGCACGCCUCCGGCUCGCGGGAGCCUGCUUGGGGACAGGGCACCGCCUCCGCCUGCGCGGGGUUCGCAGCCUCCCCGGGGGGCCGUCCUGCUUCACUCCGCCUGCCCCCCGGCUCCCCCGGCGUCUGCCCAGACCCCUCCUCCCUCGGUCUUUUCUACGGCGGCCUUCCGCGGCCCCCACCCCCACCCUUCCCCAAAGGUAAAUUUUACAUUUUCACAACAGGUUUUUGCACAUGUGCAUUUAUCGCUAAAUGUCCGUAGAUGCGAGCCACGCCCCUUCCGCGAACUGUAUUUGGGAUCUUGUGUGCUCUGUUUUCGCGGGUUGUUACUAAAGACCGCUUGGUGGCCCUGCGCCGGCCUGGCCUCGCGCAGCCGCUCCUGCUGCUGGUGGGCCCCGGGCAGGGUGGGGUGCGCGUGUCCGUUUCCUUUGUCGAAUGUCUUCCGUACCACGGUGUCCAUAGCUAUGAUCCGUCCCUUGGCCUUAACUUUGGAAUCUGGAGAUUAUAUGCAAACGUGUGUAAAGGCUUAUGAAUAUGGAUGACACUGGAAUUUUAUAAAUUCUAAAAUAAAACCCGGAAUCGGA